Molecule: messenger RNA, 1130 nt
Organism: Asterias rubens (European starfish)
Lineage: Eukaryota; Metazoa; Echinodermata; Asteroidea; Forcipulatida; Asteriidae
Product: lactadherin-like
Exons: 5
Coding region: 171-1061 (296 amino acids)
Source: RefSeq, a predicted model, not a curated record
UUGACAAUGGGUCGAUAAACAAUUUCCUCGGUCGCCAUUGAUUUGAAAUCACCGAACCUGGACUGUACGGACUCUUCUGUAUAAAUACAAGGCGCCAGCUUCAUAAUCUGUUGAAACAGCUGACCAAUACAUGGACCACAUGAUGGAGAGGUUUUGAUACCACUGAGAGUAUGGGGACCUACAUAAGUAAAAACAUGGAUAACCUCAGACGUUUGAUUGUCCACUUGCUUCAUAUACUUCUUGGUGUUUCAGCAUGCCACGGAGUUACUGAUCUUUACCAUCGAGAGGCGUCGUACCAGCCGGUAGAGCACCGUGCCCUACUCGGCAAAUCCUUCAUGAAUAUCUCGGGUAUCUCCGCAAUAAGGUGUUCGGCUCGGUGUCUUGGGCAUCAGCGAUGUUCCUCUUUCAACUAUGACAGCAUCAAUGGAGUAUGCCAGAUGAACAACGCCACAAAGCAAGUCGGGGACGAUUUGCAAGAAAUGCAAACGUUCACCUAUUACGAGUCAACUGCAACACAUCAGUACAGUGCUGUUUCCGACUGUGUGAAUUCUACCAAGUUGUGUUUGUGCAUCACUGACGUGAAACUGGGUGUUGAACAUGCUUCGAUCAUCCCCGAUGCAAAUCUGAACGCUUCAAGUAGCUUGGGUGGCAAUCCAAACAGAGGCAACAAGAGCACGCCCUCUCGCGGUCGGCUUAACAAGAUACGCACCAAACCUGGUUUCAUAGGGGCGUGGUGUCCCAAUGUGGCAGAUACCAACCAGUGGAUACAGGUGGAUUUGGUCAACACGACCUACGUGACUGGGGUGCUCACCCAGGGGCGAUCGGAUGAUGCGCAAUGGGUGACAAAGUACAAAGUGCAGUAUCAAGCACCCUUCAACGGACCCCUAUUGGAUGUGAAGGACCAAUCUGGGGAAACAAUGAUGUUCGUUGGCAACGUUGAUAGAAACGGCAUUGUGGAGAGGCGAUUCUUUGAACCCAUCUUGGCCGUCAAGGUUCGCAUUGUUCCCCUGGAAUGGAAAGGAUACAUAGCUCUGCGAUUCGAACUUCUUGGCUGCAAAUAAAAAUGUGAAUAAUGCAAAGACCAGUAGGAUUUGAAACUCUGCAUAUUGAAAAUACGAUAUAAUAUAGGU